AUGCAGCGCCAGCGCCUUGCGCUGGUGGCAAUGGCCCUGCUUGUAGCAGCAGCCCCGACAGCGCCCGGCGUCAUCGCGCCCGGCGCGGCGCCCGCUGCGCCCGCCAUCCCGCAGCCGCGCGGCCCCUGCGACAUGGGCCUCACCUUCUUCCCGCCCCAGAGCAACAACCUGCCGACCGGCUGGUCGCAGGCCGUCCAGGCCGCGGCCGGCAACACGCAGUCCGACCAGAUGAUGAAGAUCGCCCUCGCCGGCUACCCCAUCCCGCAGCUCUACAUGGCCCCGCUCAGCGUGUUCACCCAGGUCGGCGGCACAGUGCCCAUCGCCUGCGUCACCGGCCAGAACGCGGCCGGCGCGGGCGUGCUCACGCGCCCUGCGGCCUUCACCAUCACGUGGGCGGUCGCCGGGCAGGGCGGGCAGCUGGGGCCCUUCCUCAAGGGCUCCAAGCAGGACCCGCCCGCCAACGUGACCAUCAGCUUUGUGCCGCAGCUGCCCGACGGUGACUACUGCCUGCAGGUCAGAAUGGACCUCAUCCCGGGCUCCGGCAUCGUCGCCGUCGGCGCGCAGGAGGUUGCAGUACCGGCGCGCGCGCAGUCUGUGCUGCGGUCUGUCUGCUUUUACAAGCUUGCCACGCGGCCCCAGGCCAACAUCACGUUCCACAGCUGCAACAGCAGUUUCGCGGUGGACCUCACGGGAAUCACCCCCAAGCCGCAGCUCAUCAGAGUCAGGGGUCAGCUACGUGCAGCCUGA
Monoraphidium neglectum is the source of this 747-nucleotide messenger RNA. RefSeq lists its product as hypothetical. The transcript has 4 exons. Bases 1 to 747 code for a protein of 248 amino acids. NCBI's taxonomy places the organism in Eukaryota, Viridiplantae, Chlorophyta, Chlorophyceae, Sphaeropleales, Selenastraceae. The record is from RefSeq and is a predicted model, not a curated record.